Molecule: messenger RNA, 1452 nt
Organism: Capronia epimyces CBS 606.96
Lineage: Eukaryota; Fungi; Ascomycota; Eurotiomycetes; Chaetothyriales; Herpotrichiellaceae
Exons: 3
Coding region: 1-1452 (483 amino acids)
Source: RefSeq, a predicted model, not a curated record
AUGCCUUUGUCUUCUUGGUUUCCUACGUUCAAGGCUCCGCGGGAGGGCGACCAUGAUGAUGCAGACGAGGUGGUUCACCCACCAGAGAUUCCUGCCCCAGGUGACCCUCCAGACAUUGAAACAAUUGCGGACAGGGUGGAGGCUCUUCAGCGUGAACUGGAAUACGCAUGUCAUCUUUUUGAGCAAGCGAAUCUUCAAAUUGAAAAAGACCGCGUCGAAAUCCACGAACUUAAGGGGUCUGUGGUGACGUUGAGGGAGACAAACGAGGAGCUACAGUCCCAGCUGGCGAGGGAAAAGGACAAGAUCGUGAAACAUCGUGCACAGAGCCAGCAGGAGCAAGUUACAAUCAAAAAGCAGAAAGCGCUCACGACCAAGCUGCAAGCAAGACUCGACAAGGAAACAGGCUCUUUGGAGACCAUGACCAGACACGCGCGUUCUCUUGAGCGGCGGAUGGUCGACAUGCAGCUUGACCUCGAAUAUUUCCAGUGCACUUCGAACGCACAACAGCAACCCAUCAAUCCUCUCGAGGCCCAGAGUCAAGACGCUCCUCUUCCAGCCCAGCCUUUUGUUGUGGUUCUGGUGGACGGUGAUGCUUACAAGUGGAACCCGGACCUCUUCUUGAACUCCAAUCAUCUCGCCGGGCACUCUGAAUCAGAUCGAAGCGAGCCUGGCGGUCUGGCGGCGACAAGGAUCCGAAAUGAAGUCAUCAAAUAUAUAACGAAGCAGGAUGGAACCAUUCCGAUCACCUCGAAAGUCAUCACUCGCGUCUUCUGCAACUUUGGGUAUGAGGGACAGCUCCUUGGCCGCAAGCGAGCGAGGUCUAAGCAGGUCGCCUUGAAGGACUUUGCCGUCCAAUUCACCGAGAAGAUGCCACUCUUUGAUUACUUUGACGCGGGCAGGGGCAAGGAGAGAGCCGACGACAAGAUCAGAGAAAACUUCCACCUCUAUCUGUCUACCCCAAAUUGCCAUGCCGUCUUUGUCGCCGCUUGCCUCGACAACGGCUUCGCUCGAAUGCUGGAACAAUAUUCUAACCAUGCAGUUGCUUACCGGAAGAUUAUCCUGGUGACGCCUGGGUACAUGGGCCUUGAAAUUCAAAGGUUGGGAUUCAAACAAGUCAUGUGGUCCAGCGUGUUUGCUACCAUGACCAUGUCCAAAAACAUGGCCAUCAAAUACGAGAAGGGGCUUCAAAGGCAGCGGAGCCUAAGCGUCUUAACAACUGGCACCAAGCGGGCUGCCAACAAAGGCAAAGGAGCCAAGGGACGUGCCAGCGGAGGAGCCGACUUCGACGUGGUGAGGUUCUUGCUUGAUCGAGUGCCGGUGUGGGAUGUGAACGAGGCCAUGGCCAGAUAUACCAAUGGGGUUGGAUUGAGGAUGCCUCCCACAUAUGGAGGGGAUGAGGCUACCUUCAGCGCUGGGAUGGAACAUACCAGGCUUGAAGAGGGAGUGGAUUGA